AUGGAGGCCAAAAAGAUCGUCGACAACGUCCAGGGCAUAUACGGCGGCCAGACAACGAGCGGCACCCUACGCUUGACCGAUUUCCAUAUUGUCUUUUGCGCACCGGCCCCUGAAUCCGACGACGCUCCUAAAGAAGAUCCGCCCAAGCCGCCCAAGACUCGAGAAAGAUGGCUCACAUAUCCGAUGCUCUCGCAGUGCACGUUCCGACCCGUCCCUCCCACGUCCCGUCAAGCACCAUCGAUUCGCAUCCGUUGCCGCGACUUUACCUUUGUCACGUUCAACUUUGCCGAUAGCGAUGUUGCAAAAGAAGCAUUUGAUUUUAUAAAGACACGGACUGCCAAACUAGGCAGCGUGGAGAAGCUGUUUGCCUUUAGCCAUAAGCCACUAAAGAAUGAAAAGGCUUGCGAUGGAUGGAACUUUUACGAUCCUCGAGCCGAGUUUAGACGCCAGGGCAUCAGCGAGAAGCUACCGGACAAGGGAUGGCGAGUGACCACGAUAAACAAGGACUACACUUUCUGCGAUACGUACCCGGCGUUCCUUGUCGUGCCGUCCAAGAUAUCCGACAACGUUCUCAAAUAUGCAAAGGACUUUCGGUCUCGAAACAGAAUCCCUGCCCUAUCUUAUAUCCACCCCGUCAAUAACUGCACAAUCACUCGCAGCUCGCAGCCUCUGUCUGGAAUUACAAGGAAAACAAAUGUGCAGGAUGAGAAGCUGGUCGCUGCGUCCUUCUCAGCGUCCAUGCCAGAAGGAUCUGGUGCGCAGACGCCAGUCUCUAGCCAGUUAGACCUCUCCAACACGCCGUCUACAGUCGAACCGGAGCUGUCGGAAACAGAGCGCUAUGAAGAUGAUCUGAUUGCCAAGUCGGCAGCGAUAUUUGACGCAAAGACGGGAAAGCGCUUGAUAUACGGUGCUCAGCAGAGCAACCUAAUUGUCGACGCUCGACCAACCAUUAACGCCAUGGUCAACCAGGUGCAGGGCAUGGGCUCGGAAAACAUGGACAAGUACAAAUUUGCCCGCAAAAUCUUCCUCAACAUUGAAAAUAUUCAUGUCAUGCGCAGCUCCCUCAGCAAGGUUGUCGAUUCGCUCAAGGACGCCGACAUCUCGCCACUGCCGCCAAACCGCGAAUUGCUUCACAACAGCGGCUGGCUGAAACACAUCCAUGACGUCCUCGACGGAUCAGCCAUUAUUGCAAGACAAGUCGGUAUCAACCACUCACACGUCCUGAUCCACUGCUCCGAUGGCUGGGACCGCACUAGCCAGCUGAGCGCUCUGUCGCAAAUCAUGCUGGACCCGUACUACCGAACCAUGGAGGGCUUCAUUGUUCUUGUAGAAAAGGAUUGGUUGUCUUUUGGCCACAUGUUUAGAUUACGAUCUGGCCACCUCAACCAUGAAGACUGGUUCACCACCCAACGAGACGCCUUUGCAGGCACCAAGGUCCAGCCUGGCGAGAAUGACGGCGUCAACGAGACAUUCCAAAACGUUCUCAGCGGCGCUAAGCGCUUCUUUAACCAGAACAAGGACGACGUAGACAUGUCCAACAGCGACGAGACGGCAUCUGUCAAAACAGUUGACACCCAAGCCACUACGCCAAAGAUGGUCAGUCCCGUCUUCCACCAAUUCCUCGACUGCACGUACCAGCUUGUCAAGCAAAACCCGAAGCGCUUCGAGUACAAUGAACGCUUCCUCCGCCGUCUCCUCUACCAUCUCUACUCGUGUCAGUACGGCACAUUCCUUUACAACUCGGAAAAGCAGCGUGUCGAUGCCAAGGUUGCUGAGCGCACAUCCUCUGUCUGGGACUACUUCCUGUGCCGCAAGCAAGAGUUUACGAAUCCCGACUACGACUCCACUAUUGACGAUCAUAUCAAGGGCCAAGAACGCAUUCUAUUGCCCCGUCUCAAGGACAUCCGCUGGUGGUAUCAGUUAUUCGGUCGUACUGAUGAUGAGAUGAACGCGGGUCUUAAUGCUGCUGCUGCCGCUGAGACGGAGCGCAUGGCUGCCGUAUCGUCCCUCAAUUAUCCCUCUGUCGUGACAGAGGAACCCACUCAAGGCGGCGCAUCUCCUCGCAUUGCGCCUCUCACGUCUAGCCAGUCUGUGCUGACGUCUGUCGAGACGGCCCAUGAGUCCCUUACACCUGCCGCUGCCAAUCCCUCGCUUCAAAGAAGCGCAUCAGCAGAGGGCAUGCGCGCCUUUACGGCCAUCAAGGAAGGAUUUGCUGGCCUAAAUAUCGGGCGAGGAAUGCUGAGCAACUUGGGCAUUACUGAGGAGCCAGAGCCAGCGCCUGCGACCAAAACGCAGCCUGCGAACCAGGAAAUGCGAGAGAUGGCGUAA
Molecule: messenger RNA, 2328 nt
Organism: [Torrubiella] hemipterigena
Lineage: Eukaryota; Fungi; Ascomycota; Sordariomycetes; Hypocreales; Clavicipitaceae
Source: the annotation of a GenBank genome assembly